AUGAAAGACCUCAUCAUGUUCUGGCUAGCUAAAGGAGCAAACCUGGCCCUGGCAGAGCCCUUCGUUAACCAAUGUGCCCAGAGUAACUCGGCCCAGCCGCUGAACUUCAAUGUUACCUCUGACCUGGCUGGUUUCUCGGCUCAAUUUCUAGAUCACAAUUCUCGUUGGGAAACGUUAGGGAUAUUUUUUGCUGCUGUCAGUCGAGCAACAAUUGAUAUUGCGUUCUUCCCCGAUCUAUAUACCACCGCGCAAGAGCAGUACACACUCCGAAGACUAUGUACUAAACUUUGUGACUUCGCAUUAGAGAUAUCUCUCUCUCUAGAUUGUCUGAAUGAUCUGCAACUGAUCAUGCAAUACGAGAACUUUAUCGUCCAUUCCUACGUGGAUGGAGAUCAGAGCUACCAUUCCUGGCGCAAACUAGGCGACGCAAUAUCAUCCACAUUUGCCCUAGGCUAUCACGAGAACAUCGACAUAAAACCAGGACUUCCGCCGUUCCUCAAAGAACUGCGAAAAACAGCGUUCGCGCGCAUAUACUCAGCAGACAAGAACAUAGCAAUCUUCCUCGGCCGCCCGCCACGGAUGAACAAACGCUUCUGCCACUUCCAGAUCCCAUCCUGCCCGAACGCAGAAGAAGGCUCAGCAGACUGGACCCCAGACUCAGAGCCCGGGUACAGGGCUGAUACGCGGUGGUCUGCGCUGUGCGCAUCGCUGAAGGAAGAGAUCUGGGAGCUUCUUCAGGACAAGCAUGACCCGUCAUGUGCGCAACGAGCAAGCAUAAUACAAUGCCAAGCAGAGACACAGUGGCAAAACCUGCCAGCCCACUUCCGACUCGAGAGCAGUCUGAAGAAUUGUACACAAGGACCAUUCGAACGAGACUUCGUCGCCGGUGUACGGCUGCACCACCUACAUGUACUGUUCUUGCUCCGUCUUCUACUUCUUAAAUCACCGACUGAGCCCGAUCUACCGAUCAUCGAGACAGCGGGUCAGAUGCUCACGCUCGUGGUUGAGAUUAUCCUACUACGGGAUCAGCUCACUAAUUCCGGAACGGGUCUUAUUUGGAAGGUCGCAUACUACGGUCUCCCAGCUGCGGGGAUAAUGCUUCUAGCAAUGCUGAAGCAGCACAUGCCGCGAGCGCACCGGACACGGACGUUACAAGAUCUCAGUGUGUUUGUAGCGGAGGUGCAGAUCGGGACGAUUGUUAAAGCCGGCGAUCCUAAUUUCGCAUUGCUUUCCAAGGCUACGCGGACUAUACAGCGUUUCCUGGACUCGACUCAUUCGGACCCGGCGCAGCAUUUGCCUGAAAUGGCUGGGGUUGAGGGGAAUGAUGAGUGGGCGGCGCUGUUGAGUCAGGAUCUGUGGGAUUUUGAGGCCGGAUUUUGGCAGAGUUUGGCGGAUCACCCGUCUUUGUUAGCCAUUGAGCCUUCUUUGCCUCCUGUUUAG
Molecule: messenger RNA, 1440 nt
Organism: Penicillium griseofulvum
Lineage: Eukaryota; Fungi; Ascomycota; Eurotiomycetes; Eurotiales; Aspergillaceae
Product: fungal specific transcription factor domain-containing protein
Exons: 5
Coding region: 1-1440 (479 amino acids)
Cellular component (GO): nucleus
Source: RefSeq, a predicted model, not a curated record